Molecule: messenger RNA, 1679 nt
Organism: Cicer arietinum (chickpea)
Lineage: Eukaryota; Viridiplantae; Streptophyta; Magnoliopsida; Fabales; Fabaceae
Product: monofunctional riboflavin biosynthesis protein RIBA 3, chloroplastic
Biological process (GO): riboflavin biosynthetic process
Cellular component (GO): cytosol
Molecular function (GO): GTP cyclohydrolase II activity; 3,4-dihydroxy-2-butanone-4-phosphate synthase activity
Source: RefSeq, a predicted model, not a curated record
UACAACAAGAAAUAUAAUUAUUGGAUAAUGGUUCGACGUGGAAUCACAUCCAUAACAAGAGGUGGACUUCUUUUUCGAUUUUUGGUUCUAUAUUGUGUGUGUGACAUAAAAUAAUUAAGAACACAAUUUUGUGUAUAUACUUUUUUUCUUCAAAUUUUGGAUUUCCAAGCCUAUGAACUCUGCUUCAUUCCAUAGUCCUUUAAUUUCCUACGUCGUCACAAACCCAAGGUUUAAUCGCUCCUAUGCUACUCGUCAUAGUGCAAGAUUUGGCUCGUGGAAGAACAAGGUUCGGAACUCAGCUUUUUAUGCUAUUGGAUUUUCUGUGGUUGGAAUAGAAGAUGUGUUUGAUGAUAGUGAUUUGACGAGAAAUGAAAAUGGAUCCCUCUUAGAAGACGUUGAAAUUAAGCAAGAAAAUGAUUUCUUUGUGAGUGAUGCUGAAGGUGAUCCAGAUUGUCCCUCUAAAGGGUACUCUUCCAUUGAGCAUGCCCUUAAUGCAUUACGGCAAGGAAAGGAUGCAAAAUAUGGAACUUCAACUGGUGUAUCAGCGGUAGAUAGAGCAAAAACUAUUAUUGCUCUAUCAUCUUUGGAGUCAAAAUCAGAAGAUUUUAGAAAGCCUGGUCACGUUUUUCCUCUAAAAUAUAGAAAUGGUGGGGUUCUUAGGAGAGCUGGUCAUACAGAGGCUUCUGUAGAUUUAGUUGCAUUGGCUGGUUUGCCCUCGUUUUCUGUUCUCACAACUCUUGUUGACGUGGAAGAUGGAAAUAUCACAUCUUUACCCAAUUUAAAAAGCUUAGCUUUGGAAUACAACCUACCAAUUGUCUCAAUAACUGAUUUGAUAAGUGAUGCUUCAAGGUAUCGAAGAAAGCGAGAGAAAUUGGUUAAAAGAACUUAUAUCUCUCAUCUUCCUACUAAAUGGGGUUUAUUUAAAGCAUAUUGUUAUCGUUCAGAGUUGGAUGAAACCGAGCAUGUGGCUGUUGUAAAGGGAGACAUAGGAGAUGGGCAAGAUGUUCUAGUACGAGUACAUUCAGAAUGUUUAACCGGUGAUAUAUUUGGAUCAGCUCGAUGUGAUUGUGGCAACCAACUAGAUAUGGCAAUGCAGUUGAUUGAAGAAGCUGGAAGGGGAGUAGUUGUGUAUCUUAGAGGUCACGAAGGAAGAGGCAUUGGGCUAGGUCACAAACUUAAAGCCUAUAAGUUGCAGGAUCAAGGUCGUGACACAGUCGAAGCAAACAUAGAAUUGGGGUUAGCUAUUGAUGCCCGUGAGUAUGGGAUUGGUGCUCAGAUUUUGAGAGAUAUUGGAGUUCGAACUAUGAGGCUGAUGACCAACAAUCCAGCAAAGUUCAUUGGUCUUAAAGGAUAUGGUUUGGCUAUGAUAGGGCGCGUUCCUGUUCUAACACCAAUCACUGAAGAAAACAAGCGGUAUCUAGAAACAAAAAGAAUUAAAAUGGGUCAUAUUUAUGGGUCUGAUAUAUAAGGGUCUCUAAAUGGAUUCAAUGAAUCAACUGUAGACAAAUGAGACUCGUGGGAGAACACAUAAAUACCAACAACAACAAAAACUUAUACUGAUAAAAAAAUAUUCAAACAUAAAUUUUUGUGUGAAAAAUGUAUCAAAUUUACUGCAUGUAUAGCUUGCUACUCAAUAUUGUAAACUACAUUUCAAUGCCAUAAUUUUUCAUUUAUCUCAA